AUGCAACAGUUGAGAAGCAGCCAUUUUCAAUUAGGGCAAACGGAUUAAAGUAAAGGAUUUUAGAGUUUCUUUAGAGAAUCAAUUCGCAUCUAUUAUGAAAAUGAAUUUUCAAGGAGAUUAAACAAAUAAUCAAGCAAGUGAAGUUGGUGAUAAAUUAAAUUUGAAAGGAGUUCAUUUUAAUCUGGGUGAAUCCAAAUGUAAUUUGUAUAUCCACCAAGAUUAAAGCAUCAUACAAUACCAUUUUUAAAACUGAUUUUCAGGGAAAGUAACCUGGAAAACCUGCUGCCCUGAAUCAAGAAUAGAAAAAUGAUUUAAGAACUAACCAUUUUGUCCUUGGCAAUCAAGAAAUUCAUAAAGUUACUAUUAAUAGGGCGGCGUAUAACGAAAAGCCAUUAUAGCCUGGAUUAUAAAAUGAAUAAGAAAGUAAUCUUAAUUGAAUAUCAUGAGUCCAAAAGAAUAAGAUGAUAUCACAUCAUCACAAAUUCGCAGAAACCUCUCAUAAAAUGAUGUAGACUAAUUACUAUGAACAAUAUUAACCUCAAUAAUUAGAACCAAAAUAAGACCUGGCUGAAAAAGCUAGGUAAAUAAGAGUUUCAAAUAUUUUUCUUGGGAAAGAAGUAAUAAGUCAAUUUAAACUAAUUAGAAACUUCCUAUGGUUACUGCCUAACAAGAAUACUACAAUAGAAAAGAGGGAGGACCCUCUGCAUCCUUUAAAGCAGGGUUUUAGACAACGCAUAUUAGUUUAGGAACAGCUAAUCCUGAAUAUUAAACAAUUAAUUAAGAAUAUUUCUAGAGAUAAGAAGUAUAAUCAAAUCCUUUCACUGAAGAAAAUAGAUAAAAUUUGAGAGGUAAAACAAAAUGGCAUUCUUAUUAGCAACUCAUUUCCUUUUUGGAUAAGAUAGUUAGCCAUAUUUAUCAGAAACUAUGUCUCAUUAUAGGCCUUACUCAGAAAAUAAAGUCAAUUUAGUAAAUAAUACAUCAGCACUUCAAGGAAGUCAUUUUACAAUUGGAGAUCCAAGAUUUAUGAAUCAUAAGACAGAAACUUACUAUACAAGUACAAUGAAACCUCCUUAAAAAUUAUCGAAUUCUCUCCCCCGUGAUUAAUAGUUGGACAGGGGGUCCAAUUUCAAAGUUGGAACUGAGAAUAUACAAUAUACAUCAGAGACGUAAUGCAAGUAAUUUUUUAUAAAUUUAUGAUUUUUCAGUUUCAAAAAUCCAUCUGGAAAGGCUGCUCAAUUAUCUGAAAAGCUUUUAAAAGACUUAAAAUCAUCUCAUUUCGGAUUUAAUGACGAUAGUGGUAGGAAUACGUUUAUGACUACAUAGAUGGCGACUCUCAAUAAAUAAUAAGGAUCUCCUAAUAAAUUAGAUCCUCUAGUUAGUGCUAAUCUGAAGUAUUUUCAAUAGUUAUUGAGAUAGGUCGCAUCAUUUUACACUAGGACAAAACGAAGGAGAUUUAAUAUCAUAAUCACAUGAUAUCCACAGACCUUUGGAUGGAAAACCAAAUGUUCUUAAUAAAUUUUAAGCUAAUGAUUUAAGAAGGAAUCAUUUUGAAUUAUCAUGA
Messenger RNA from Paramecium octaurelia, 1561 nucleotides. The record is from the annotation of a GenBank genome assembly. Lineage: Eukaryota; Ciliophora; Oligohymenophorea; Peniculida; Parameciidae.